Messenger RNA from Polyodon spathula (Mississippi paddlefish), 4404 nucleotides. RefSeq names its product filamin-A-like. The transcript is spliced from 29 exons. Bases 16 to 4404 code for a protein of 1462 amino acids. Gene Ontology annotation, molecular function: actin filament binding. NCBI's taxonomy places the organism in Eukaryota, Metazoa, Chordata, Actinopteri, Acipenseriformes, Polyodontidae. The record is from RefSeq and is a predicted model, not a curated record. Gene Ontology annotation, biological process: actin cytoskeleton organization.
AGACUUGUAGUGGAAAUGAUUGUCAUUGUAUUAAAUACCUUUGUUUUCCAAAAACCUCUUGCAAUCCUGACUCUAGACUCCAAGGCCAUCGUGGAUGGGAACCUGAAGCUGAUUCUGGGUCUUAUCUGGACCCUGAUUCUUCACUACUCCAUCUCCAUGCCCAUGUGGGAUGAGGAGGAGGAUGAGGAGGUGAAGCAGAAGACCCCCAAGCAGAGGCUACUGGGCUGGAUCCAGAACAAACUGCCAGAGCUUCCCAUCACCAACUUCAGUCGGGACUGGCAGUCCGGCCGGGCGCUCGGAGCCCUUGUGGAUAGCUGUGCUCCAGGUCUGUGCCCUGACUGGGACUCAUGGGAUCAAACCAAACCUACGGAUAACGCCCGCGAGGCCAUGCAGCAAGCUGAUGACUGGCUGGGCAUCCCACAGGUGAUCGCUCCUGAAGAAAUAGUGGACCCCAAUGUGGAUGAACACUCAGUCAUGACCUACCUAUCCCAGUUCCCCAAAGCCAAGCUGAAACCAGGUGCCCCCCUGCGCCCCAAGCUCAACCCCAAGAAGGCCAGGGCCUACGGACCAGGUAUUGAGCCCACUGGUAACGUGGUAAUGAAGCGUGCCCAGUUCACUGUGGAGACAAUCAGCGCAGGAAUGGGAGAGGUGCUGGUGUAUGUGGAGGACCCUGCUGGCCACAGAGAGGAGGCUAAAGUGACUGCCAACAGCGACAAGAAUAGAACCUAUUCUGUCUACUACAUUCCGAAAGUGACUGGAUCCCACAAGGUGACGGUACUAUUUGCUGGGCUGCACAUCUCUAAGAGCCCCUUUGAGGUGGAUGUGGGGAUGUCUCAGGGAGAUUCCAGCAAGGUGACAGCACAGGGGCCUGGCCUGGAGCCCAGCGGCAACAUUGCCAACAAAACUACCUACUUUGAUAUCUACACCGCAGGUGCUGGAGUGGGCGAGGUGGAGGUGGUCAUUGUUGAUCCCAAUGGGAAGAAGGACACUGUAGAGUGUCGAGUGGAGGACAAGGGCAAUAGCAGCUACCGCUGUACUUACAAGCCGACACUAGAGGGCACUCACACCAUCUAUAUCACCUUCUCUGGAGCCCAGAUUCCCAAGAGCCCCUUUACUGUGACUGUUGGACAAGCAUGCAACCCUUCCCUGUGCAGAGCUAAGGGCCGCGGGCUGCAACCCAAAGGAGUCCGUGCUAAAGAGACUGCUGACUUCAGGGUGUACACCAAGGGAGCAGGCACUGGAGAGCUGAAAGUCACCAUUAAGGGACCAAAAGGGAUUGAGGAACCAGUGAAGCAGAAGGACCUGGGGGAUGGUGUCUAUGGUUACGAGUAUUACCCAUCAACACCCGGGAACUACAUUGUCACCAUCACCUGGGGAGGUCAGCAGAUCCCGCGCAGCCCCUUUGAGGUGAAGGUGGGUACAGAGGCAGGAUCUCAGAAGGUGCGAGCCUGGGGCCCUGGUUUGGAGGGAGGCGUAGUCGGGAAGUCGGCUGACUUUGUGGUGGAGGCCGUUGGAGACGACGUCGGAACUUUGGGUUUCUCAGUGGAGGGCCCAUCCCAGGCUAAGAUUGAGUGCGAUGACAAGGGUGACGGCUCGUGCGACGUGCGUUACUGGCCUACAGAGGCCGGCGAGUACGCUGUGCACGUGCUCUGCAACAAUGAGGACAUCCAGCACAGCCCCUUCAUGGCAGAGAUCACAGCUGCGCCUGCCAAAGACUUCUACCCAGACAAGGUGAAGGCGUAUGGACCUGGUUUGGAAAAGACUGGCCUGGCCAUUAACAAGCCCACAGAGUUCACUGUAGAUGCCAAGCAGGGAGGCAAAGCUCCCUUGAAGGUCCAGCUCCAGGAUGGCGAGGGUAAACCAGUGGAUGUCCAGGUGAGGGACAAUGGAAACGGCACCUAUACCUGCUCCUACACUCCCCGCAAGCCUCUCAAACACACAGUCAUGGUGUCCUGGGGUGGGGUCAACAUCCCGGACAGUCCCUUCAGGAUGACUAUUGGUGCCGGCACUCACCCCAACAAGGUGAAGGUGUCAGGACCUGGAGUGGCCAAGACUGGCCUGAAGGCCUAUGAGCCGACCUACUUCACUGUGGACUGCGCCGAGGCUGGCCAAGGCGAUGUCAGCAUCGGCAUCAAAUGUGCUCCAGGGGUCGUCGGGCCUGCAGAGGCCGACAUCGACUUUGACAUCAUCCGAAAUGACAACGACACCUUCACUGUGAAAUACACCCCACCCGGGGCAGGCAGCUACACCAUCAUGGUGCUGUUUGGUGACCAGGCUGUCCCUAUGAGUCCACUCCGAAUCAAGGUGGAUCCUUCCCAUGAUGCCAGCAAGGUCAAGGCAGAGGGUCCAGGACUGAACAGGAGCGGUGUGGAGCUCUGCAAGCCCACCCACUUCACAGUCAACACCAAAGCGGCCGGGAAAGCUAAACUGGACGUGCAGUUCGCUGGUCCCACCAAGGGAGAGGUGGUCAAGGACUUUGAGAUCAUCAAUAACCACGACAACACCCACACAGUGAAGUACACUCCAGUGCAGCAGGGCAACACUGGUGUGAGCGUGACCUAUGGAGGGGACCACAUUCCCAAAAGCCCCUUUUCCGUGGCAGUCGCCCCGUCACUGGACUUAAGCAAGAUCAAAGUGGCCGGCCUAGGAGACAAGAUGGCAGUUGGGAAGGACCAGGAGUUCACAGUGAAGUCCAAGGGGGCUGGUGGUCAGGGGAAAGUGGCGUCCAAGAUCACUGGCCCCUCUGGGAAGGCUGUGCCCUGCAAGGUAGAGCCGGGCCUGAGUCCAGAUAACAGCCAGGUCCGCUUCAUCCCCAGAGAGCCGGGGCCCUACCAGGUGGAGCUGACCUACGAUGGAGUGCCCGUGCCGGGGAGCCCCUUCCCCGUCGAGGCUGUGGCCCCCACUGACCCCUCCAAGGUGCGUUGUUCAGGCCCUGGUCUGGAACACGCCAAGGUGGGAGAGACGGGGAAGUUCAGCGUGGACUGUACCAACGCCGGCCUUGCCGAGCUGACCAUUGAGAUUAUCUCUGACAACGGCACAGAGGCGGAGGUUCACAUCCAGGACAACGGUGACGGCACCUACACCAUUACCUACAUCCCCCUGUACCCCGGUGUCUACACCAUCACCAUCCGCUACGGGGGGCAGGACGUGCCCAACUUCCCAGCCAGACUCACUGUGGAGCCUGCCAUCGACGCCAGUGGCGUCAAGGUCUUCGGCCCCGGCAUCGAAGGCAAAGGCGUCUUCCGUGAUGCCACCACAGAUUUCACCGUGGAUGCCCGCGCGCUCACAAAGAGCGGCGGCAACCAUAUAAAGACCCGAAUCAAAAACCCGUCUGGCAACCGCACAGAUGCCCUGAUCAGAGACAAGGGAGACGGAACCUACCAAGUGGAGUACACCCCUUACGAGGAGGGUGUGCACUCUGUGGAAGUUGCCUAUGAUGAUGCCCCUGUGCCCAGCAGCCCGUUCCGCGUGCCCGUGACGGAGGGAUGUGACCCAGCCAGAGUGAGGGUCCAUGGGCCUGGGCUGGAGAGAGGCACCACCAACAAGGCUAACAAAUUCACAGUGGAGACGAGUGGUGCUGGCAGUGGCGGGCUGGGGCUGGCCGUGGAGGGCCCCUCGGAAGCGAAGAUGUCCUGUACGGAUAACAAGGAUGGCAGCUGCUCUGUUGAGUACAUUCCUUAUGAGCCUGGAACUUACAACCUGAACAUCACCUACGGGGGCCAGCCAAUCAGAGGCAGCCCCUUUGCUGUCCCAGUCUAUGAUGUUGUGGACUCUACCAAGGUGAAGUGUCUGGGGCAGGGCCUGGGCAACAACGUGCGUGCCAGCAUCCCACAAUCCUUCACUGUGGACACCAGCAAGGCCGGUGUUGCGCCCCUGCAGGUCCGAGUGCAGGGACCCAAAGGAGUGGUUGAACCAGUGGAAGUGGUGGAUAAUGGAGACAGAACACACACAGUCAGCUAUGUCCCCACGAGAGAGGGACCUUACUCUGUCAACGUCCUCUAUGGAGAUGAGGAGAUCCCACGCAGUCCUUUCAAAGUGAAGGUUCUGCCUACUCACGAUGCCAGCAAGGUCAAGGCCAGCGGGCCGGGUCUCAACACCACGGGGGUGCCAGCCAGCCUGCCAGUGGAGUUCACCAUUGAUGCCAAGGAUGCGGGCGAGGGGCUGCUGGCAGUACAGAUCACAGACCCUGAAGGAAAGCCCAAGAAGGCCAACAUUAGAGACAAUCAGGACGGGACUUACCUGGUGUCGUAUGUCCCAGACAUGACUGGACGCUACACCAUACUGAUCAAAUACGGGGGAGACGAGAUCCCCUACUCGCCAUAUAGAAUCCGGGCUGUGCCCUCUGGCGAUGCCAGCAAGUGCACAGUCACAGGAGCUGGUGUUGGUCGUACACGUGAUCACUAG